Molecule: messenger RNA, 4148 nt
Organism: Thalassophryne amazonica
Lineage: Eukaryota; Metazoa; Chordata; Actinopteri; Batrachoidiformes; Batrachoididae
Product: phosphatidylinositol 4,5-bisphosphate 3-kinase catalytic subunit gamma isoform
Biological process (GO): cell migration; phosphatidylinositol 3-kinase/protein kinase B signal transduction; phosphatidylinositol-mediated signaling
Cellular component (GO): plasma membrane; cytoplasm; phosphatidylinositol 3-kinase complex, class IB
Molecular function (GO): 1-phosphatidylinositol-4-phosphate 3-kinase activity; 1-phosphatidylinositol-3-kinase activity
Source: RefSeq, a predicted model, not a curated record
CUUGUUUCCUCUUGCUGUGUAUGACAAUAAACACUUUGAAUCUUGAAAAAGUGGAACAGUGAAUUCUCCAAAAGCUUUGUUUAUAUUCACCUUUAAACCGCUGUGCACAAAAGAAUGAGGAAGUUUGCAGGUAAUUACAAAAAGGAAACGCUUGCUUUCACACAGACAAACAGGUACAGACGCACAAAAACUCGACUCAGAAGACUGAAGGAAGCAUUACCUAUCGUUGUAAGAUUAUUUCUCUUAAUAAUCUAUCCAAUUACCAAACUGCAUCUGUCGGUAAGAGAAAUUUAUAAAGUUUUUUUAUAUCCGGUUUUUGGUCUCUUAUAACAUCGAUGGAUUCUGGGGUGUUCCUGCAUCAGUCUGUAAGUCCAAAGACUGCAGACCUUCCAUCAGGAAUGUUAAAGUGCAACGAGAACAAUCUGAUGUUUAUCUGCGAGUUCAAGUCUGAUCCUGAUUCAUGGUGGGCGUCUGGUGAUAACAGUUACAGAGAUGAUAUAAGCUGUAAGUCUGUGUCAGUCAUCCUCCCUGCACAAUGCAGUGUUUACCAGCUGCGACUACGUAUCUGCAUGCAGGCGGAGGAGCAGAAUUUCCCCCCAGACCCACUGGCAAUACUGGAGCCAGAGAAAUACACUCUGCUCUAUGCUACAGGGAAAGACUGGUAUGAGAUCUAUGAUGACUGUCAGGUCAUCAGGACAUUGAACAUUCCGUGGUCAUGCAAUGACUCUGGACAUCUGUUUGCUAAGAUAGUGGUCCAACCAGUAGUGACAGUUAAUAACGAAGCGAAGGAAAAACAGCAGAAGAUUCUGGCCAACCUGAUUGGACAUGACCUGGACAAAACAGUGUCAGACAGGCUUAGUGAGCUCACCUUCACUCGCAGAAAACUGGCAUCUCCAAGAAAAGAAGAACUAAGGAAUCAGGAUAAAACACUGUAUGCUACAGAGCCUUGGGUAACAUCUGCACCCAUGCCAAAUGACCUGCAGGACUGGCUAAGUCGAAGGUUCUCCAUCACCUUCCAUUACCAAAACAAACUCAGCUUCACUGUACAAGUUUAUGUGAGUGAAACACCAAAUGUUCUUCUUCAAGUUUUUAGACGGGUGAGUUAUGAUAAUGGAAUUGCCUGUGAUACGUCUGAGGAGCUGGUUUUGAAAAUCACAGGGAGGGAAGAGUUUUUAUCUGGAGAACACAGACUCAUUGAUUUCCUUUGGGUUCGGCAGUGCUUGAAAACCAACCAAGAGCUCCAUUUGUCUGUGAUGUGUAUGUCGCAGCUUGGCGAUGAUACAGUCGGGCUUGUGGACUGGCCACUUGUUGAUGGAUUUACAGGUCAAUUCAGUUCACAUGAGGAUUUGUCCCUUGAAGGGAAGGAUGUGGAUGACAUCUUCAUGAUAUCUUUGUGGGAUUGCAAUAGAAGACUCAGAGUCAAACUGCUUGGCUUCGACAUCCCAAAACUACCAAGCAAAUGUCCGCAAUCCGCUUAUGUAGAGGCCUCCAUACUUUACGGCAGUAAGGUUCUCUCUUCGGUAUCCUCUAGCCCCAAGUCUUUCACAGAUGAAGUACUGUGGAAUGAGUGGCUGGACUUUGAUGUUUUUCUGAGGGAUUUGCCAAGAGGAGCCAAGUUGGGUCUCACCAUUAACAGCAGCAGUAAUGACAGCAACUCACCAACCAAAGAUUCAAGGCCUACAGUUAACAAAGCACCAGAACAGAAAUGGAAGGGGAAGGUGCUCUACUUUGUCAAUCUUCUCCUCAUAGAUCACAGAUCUGUCCUGAGCCAAGGCCCCUACACCCUCCACAUGUGGUCUUACCCUGAGCUAGAAGAAGAGGCCUUCACUUACCAGGCAGACAAGUUGUCCUCUGCUACUAACCCGGACAUCGCUGACUCCAUGGCUAUCAGUUUCCUUCUUGACCGCUACAGUUUCCCUGUUGUUCUCCCAAAUACUAUGAGCCACCCUGAUUAUUCUGGCAGUCCAACAUCCAGUUUUUUCAUCAGCAAGGAUAGUGGUUCCUCUCAUGCACCAAGUUCAUCCUCCUCCUUACCACCCAAACCCCCUACCACCUUUUCAAACAUACGUUCUUCCUCUCCACAUUCAAAAACUCUCCAGGACCAAAACCCCAGCACCAUUUCUGACAGACCUGUGCCCCAAAGGGACAUGAAUACCCUCACAAAAUUUCGACAGGAAAGUGUCCUUUAUUCCUCCAGCCUACGACCGUUCCUGUGCAGUGUUGAUUGGAUGAAUCGCCAAGUGGUUGAGGAUGUCCACUGGUUAUUGAGCCACUGGGAUCCUGGAGAACUGGACCUCACAGUCGCUCUUGAGCUACUUAGUAUGGAUUUUGCUGAUGAGAAAGUCAGGAGACUAGCGGUCCAGAGAUUGGAGAGCUUGUCCAAUGAUGAAGUAUUGAGAUAUUUGCUGCAGUUGGUGCAGACCCUCAAAGUGGAACCUUAUCAUGACAGUUUCCUGGCUCGGUACCUGAUCCAAAGAGCUCUAAGAAGCAAGAGGAUCGGACACUUCUUCUUCUGGUAUGUGCGCAGUGAAGUGGCAGGGUGUCCAUAUUUCCGUCAGCGUAUGGCUGUGAUUCUGGAGGCCUACUUGCUGGGCUGCGGUCAGUCCAUGUUGAACAGCUUCUGCCAGCAGGUCAGAGCUGUGGAGGCACUACAUGAAGUGUCUCUCAUGGUUAAGAAACUCUACCCUGACAAGACUGACCUUCCCCCAUCAGGUAGGAUACAUCAACUGCCCCUGAAGCUCCAGGAGCUCCUCCGAAACUGCACUCCAUAUGAAUUUGUUUUGCCCUUUGACCCUCGAGUCAAAGCUGGGAGAAUCCUGUUGGAAAAAUGCAAGGUGAUGGCAUCCAAGAAACCCCUGUGGCUGGAAUUCUGUCCCAUGCCAUCGCCCACCAACCCCACACCUGUAGGAAUAAUCUUCAAACAGGGGGACGACCUCAGACAGGACAUGCUGGUCAUUCAGACAUUGAUAGUGAUGGAUUCUAUCUGGCAGGAGAAAUCUGUGAACCUCAACCUCGUUCCCUACGGCUGCAUCUCCACAGGAUACAAUAUAGGUAUUGAACAAAAUAUGAUUGAGAUUGUGAGGAAUGCAAUGACUAUUGGCGUCCAAAGGUGCCAUGGAGGAACCACCGGCGCGUUCAGAAAUGAUGCUCUGUUUGAGUGGCUCAAGUCAAAGUGUCCACUCCAGGAAAUUCACUAUCAGACGGUGGAGAGAUUUGAAUCCUGUGCUGGUUACUGUGUGGCCACCUACGUACUAGGUAUAGGAGAUCGUCACAAUGACAACAUCAUGAUCACAGACCAAGGCAACCUGUUUCAUGACUUUGGCCACAUUCUGGGCAACAGGAAGCACUUUCUUGGCGUGAGCAGGGAGCGAGUGCUUGUCCUCACACCUGACUUCCUAUACGUCAUGGGCAGGGUCAAAGGACGCAGUAGCCUCUAUUUCCAACGAUUCAAGGACACCUGCACCCAGGCAUACCUCUCCCUGCGUUCCCACUCCCGCCUGCUGGUUACUCUUUUCUCCCUCAUGCUGCUCACUGGCAUCCCAGAGCUGAGUGCUGCAGAGGACAUGCGAUACCUACGGGAGGCGCUCCAGCAGGAACAAAGUGAGGCAGAGGCCAAGGAGCACUUCCUCCAGCAAAUCACAGUCUGCGAGCAGCUGGGUUGGACCGUACAAGCCAACUGGUGGAUCCACAUGUUGGCUGGCAUCAAGUAGACUUUUGCAGCGUCUGUAAUUAGCGGGAGCACUGCAGAGCGGGCGAGCUCAGUGACAUCCUUUUAUUUGUUAAUUUUUUAAAAACUUGUUCAGAAUACUUUGGGCUACAAAUUUGAUAAUGUGAAUUACUUAUGAGAUCAAUAACUGCUAUGAAGGUUUUAUUUCUUUGUUGUAGUGCAAUGGCACCCUCUUCUGGUGAAUUAGAUGCAAUUAACUUCUUGGCAGCCAGUGUUUUUUCUUUGUUUCCUCACUAGGUGUUGCACAAAUGUAAGUGUGCAAGUUCAGAUGUCUUGAUGAUGCACUGAUUCUCAGCUGUCAGUGGAUUCAUGCUUCAGUCAGUUGUCAUCAAUCUGUCUCCUGAUGUGUGUGUGAGCAGUCUACCAACACCUGGGCUCAGUUCUUGUCAUACUACUGUUGGCUGUGUGUGUCCUUGUACAA